ACCCUGGCUGGAUCAGUUAAAGGUAAUUAAUAAUUAAUUCAACAUUUACUUAAUUGGUAGUAUGUGCAUUAGGUUAAUAUAACAAAAUCCCAAGUUAAAGAUGGACCACGUCAUCCUCGGAUUCAAACAAACGGCGGAGGAAGUCCUUCAGGAAAAAUUGCCGGCCUUGUUCGAAGUAGAAUUUGCUAAACGAUUCGAAACCGCUUUCCACGACCGGAUAACACUUGUCGAAACUUUGCUGUAUUUGCUGACGACCCAUUUAAGCACCUUGGACGGGAAGGUGGUGCAGCUGGAGAAGAAAUUUUGCGACUUAUCUGAAAAGCAGGGUGUCGGAGGGAUGAAGAUUACGACCAGCCUGGCGAAAGACUUGGAGGCGAUGAAGGAAUUGAUGGCGAAUAUGGAGAGGUUGCAAACAUCGGGUCAAAAUCACGAUAAAAGAUGUGACCACCGUUUUCGAAGCUUUCAAAAGAAAUUCGCCACAAUGACGACGGCCUUGUUGACGACGUGUAAUGAGUCGUUUGGUGAUGAAGGACCGGAGACCUACCUAAUAGAGGACGAGGUGGACGAAUCGCGACAAAAUGAGGUCGAAUCUCCCCCCGGGCAAGGUCGACGUACGCCCCGACCAAUUUCACAGGUUGAUGGAGGACACAACGGGGGGCUGAAUUGGUGCAAAAUGAGGCCGAAUCUCCUAGUCGAGCAUCGGAAAUAUGUUACAAUCACGGCGAAGACGAAUUAAUGCAAGAUGACCUCGAAACACGUAGCGCUUGAAUAGUUCCAGAACUUGAUUUUAUUGAAAAUAUGGACGAAGUGCAAAUCGACCUGCCAAGAAGUCACGACAGUCAUAUUUCAGCCGACCCACUCGACCUCUCAGGACAAGAUACGGACCAAAACAGUCACAAUGAAGUCCUGGGCGAGGAAUCAUUCAGCCUCUUCCCCACCAUCCUUUCUGAAACCUCUCCGGCGUCAAAUGUCUCCCCCACAAUUAGGGAAAGGUCAGCCCGACCCAAAAGGAGUGACCGUGCGGAAACCGGGACGAAAAAUACGGCACAAUUGGCCGUUGAUAUGGAGGAUGACGAACUUUCUGAAUCUGACACGGCCAACAACGACCCGGAUUUUGACACAAAUCUAUUCACACUGAAAAACAUCACUUCUAAGUCAAAAUCCUCCUGCCUAUCCCGACAAACUAAUUUGGACGGUAAAUCGUCGCCUAUUUCUCGAACAAAAAAGGAUAAUUGCGUCAUGAGGAAAACUGUCGGCCGUAAAAAUACCAAAAAGACGUCCUCACAAUCUUGGAAAUAUCGUUGUUCCAUUUGUAACAAGCUGUUUUCCACUAAUAGUGUAUUAAUUAUGUAUGUUCAGCUCUACUCCUUCAACAUGUACAUAAAUCGUGUUUUAAAAUAA
Folsomia candida is the source of this 1401-nucleotide messenger RNA. RefSeq lists its product as uncharacterized. NCBI's taxonomy places the organism in Eukaryota, Metazoa, Arthropoda, Collembola, Entomobryomorpha, Isotomidae. The transcript has 7 exons. The coding region runs from base 101 to 736 and encodes 211 amino acids. The record is from RefSeq and is a predicted model, not a curated record.